Seminavis robusta is the source of this 2184-nucleotide messenger RNA. Lineage: Eukaryota; Bacillariophyta; Bacillariophyceae; Naviculales; Naviculaceae. The record is from the annotation of a GenBank genome assembly.
AUUCGAUUCAGAAGCAAUGACAUGAUCCUGCUGCUUCAAUGGAUCCAAAAGCUAGCUAGCUAGAGCUGGGAUUUCCGAUAGCAUAUCCGUGCUGCUUGCUUGGGGAUGUCAUCUUAUCUGGACGUCGACCUUGGAAGAAGGCAAGCCCUUUGACCGAGCCACUGGAAACUGCAAGAUGGUUCAUUGGGGAAUAAGAGUUGUCCCUGGCAGGAUAGCUGCUUGUGGUCUGUCAAUUCUAAUUUCAGCGGGUGCAUCGUUCAGCGCUUUCGGUCCAGCUUCGGUAGUUGCGUUGACUCUAGAGCUUUCAUCAUCACCAACGUCGCUCAAGUUGAUGACCUUUAAUAUUCAUGGAUGGAGAGACUCGACGCAUCAAUGCAAUUUCGAUCGAAUCGCUACUGUUGUCAGGGAAGUGAAUCCCGAUAUACUCUGUCUGAAUGAGGUCCUUCAUCCCUUUGCAACGCCCUCUGGAUCGGACAAAGCAGCAAAUCAACAAGUGAUUGACGAUUACUACAAACAAGUCCAGCAAAACCAAGGUCGUGGCAAGACCAUCCACCCCUCUUUUGUACAGUCUCAAGAGGAUUCCUUCCUUUCUCGGCUGUCAAAAGCAACCAAUCUACCGAAUGUUCAAUUCGUUGGUGCCACUGACAACUCCUUCUUUGGCAAGGGGAUUUGGUUUGGCAAUGCCAUUUUAUCUACCCAUCCCAUCGACGACUUUUUACCCGUCCCGCUGCCCAUUGAACCAGGAGACAUUGAUUUGGGGAACCAAGAGCGGGAUUUUGUCGAUCCGAGGUCGUUUGGGGUGGCCAAAGUCAAAUUUGACGACAAUCAACAUUGCAUUGGGAUUGCCUUUGGACACCUGGAUCACAAAAGUGAAGAACUAAGGGAGAAGCAAAUCUUGAAAGUACUAGAGGACACGCGGGACGUUUUGAGUGAUGUCCCUCAUCUCAUUUGUGGGGAUUUCAAUGCCUUUCAAAAAUCGGAUUGCGACCCCAAAGGAUGGAAAGCCAUUUUGAACCUCUUCCAGACAAGAGGCUGGCCAACGCCCUACGAGCGUUCUCUGGCCCUGGAUGCUUUGAAAGAUGCUGGCUAUUUAGACUCCUUUUAUGAAAGCUAUGGACAGCAGGAUGGUACCGCGAAGCAGGUACCUGAUGCCACUUCCUGGACCACGCUUCCUCUCAUGCGCAUUGACCACAUUCUAGUCAAGAAUUCAGUGGCACAGUCACCCAGUUCUCUGCCUGCCAUCCUACCCAAGGAACAUUACCAAAUUGACACGGACGCUAGUGAUCAUUUCCCCGUUGUGCUAGAGGCGUUAUUGCAACAACCUGGGGCGGAAAUCCUAAGGCAAGCCGACUAGAGUGAAUCCUACGAGUUCACAGAGAGAGAGAGAGAGAGAGAGAAAAGAUACCUCUCAAGGCAGAGCCAGCUUCGCGCCAGAGACCGGACAACCACCUUCUAAGUGAAAUCCAAAGGAGCAGCGCCCGUGCAAGCAUUCAUACUCAUUUCACUAUCCGUUGGAGCACUGUUGUACGAUAGCAACUGCAGGCCUGCUAAAGACCUUUGGCCUGAGACAUAUUGAGAACUCAGAUUACAGUUUGACGCUCUGCGAAAAACUUCUGAAAGUGACCAGGACUUUGAGGUCCACUUUCCAUCAAUUGCAAUCAGUGAGAGUCCAACGUACUGUUUGGCAGAGACAAUUCUCCAUGCUGGAGGUCCACUUUCUUCUAUUGGGUUGGUACCGUAACUGACACUUCGGAUGCCGCAACGUUUCAACCUAGUUGAUUCUCAUUCCCUUGACGACGUAUCCAUACUUGGCGCUGGUGCUACAGUAGCACAUGUGGCUAGUAGCUAUCCAGUGGUAAUUAGUUCGGACUGGACCCGAUACAUGAUGUACGUACUUUGUCAGAGCUUGCUGCGGAAUCGAAGCCCGAAUCUGGCUCUUGGAUUUAGAUUCAAAGAGAAUUCGGGUGUCAACACUCAGCCCUCCAUUGGCCCAGCCGGCUUUUACAAAUUGCAUUCGGUUUUACUAGUCUACGUUCUGGAUGAACUCCCGUAAACGACCCGGCCAACGCUCCUGCCUUCGCACUAUGCAUACGCGCACUCCGGUAGCAACUACCGCUAGCAUGUAGCUAGCUAUAGAAUGAGCAAUAGUAAUGCAUAUGUAGCUAAUGAUAAUACAAUGGAAAC